Molecule: messenger RNA, 908 nt
Organism: Dendronephthya gigantea
Lineage: Eukaryota; Metazoa; Cnidaria; Anthozoa; Malacalcyonacea; Nephtheidae
Product: E3 ubiquitin-protein ligase TRIM33-like
Exons: 1
Coding region: 6-866 (286 amino acids)
Biological process (GO): positive regulation of DNA-templated transcription
Cellular component (GO): chromatin; nucleoplasm
Molecular function (GO): zinc ion binding; ubiquitin-protein transferase activity
Source: RefSeq, a predicted model, not a curated record
GCAGUAUGGAUACUGCACCAGAUCCUGCUCCUGUGAAGCAAAUGGAAACUCUGUUAGAGUGUUCUGUUUGUAUGGAGACAUUAACUCAGCCACGGACAUUGUCAUGCUAUCAUUUGUUUUGUAAACACUGCUUGGAGAAUUAUGUCGCCGCUCAUCGCGAGAAGGCAGUUGAAGCUAAAGCGAAAGUACCAGAAAUCUUCGAAUGUCCAUUAUGCCGCACGGAGUUUUCAGUCAAAGAAGGUGAAAAUAUUGGGGAGAAAAUACCAGCAAACCACUUUAUUAACAACCUGUUGGAAUUGCUCAACAUACAGCAACAAGCCCAUCAUGUAAAAUGCCAGUCGUGUAAAGCGAACGCUCCUGCAGCCAGCAGAUGCAUAUCGUGUGAGAAAUUUCUGUGUGGAAAGUGUCUGGAAACCCACAACAACUGGACAGACUUUGAGGAUCAUGUCGUGUUUACGUUGGAAGAAUUAGCGAAGCCUGAAAACCGAGCGAAGGUAAAGGGCAAACCUCGUUGCGAGAAACACGACAAAAUACUCAAAUUCUACUGCGAAACAUGCAAAGUCCUUGUUUGUCGAUACUGCGUGGAUGUUAAUCACACUCGGCCUGAACAUACGUGGUUCCAUUUGACAGACGUUGUUGUACAGCACAAGGAAGCUUUGAAAGCAUCUUCCGAUAUAUUCGAGAAGCAAAAAAAUGAUGCAGCCGAGAGUAAUCGUAGGAUUAAGGAGGUAAUGGCGAUCCUGAAGAACAACGCAACAAAAGCAAGAGACGCCAUUAAGCAGCAACAACAGGAUAUUCUGAAUGCGUUUACCAAGAAACUCGAGAAAGAAACGACAGCCUUGCUUGACCAAGUUGAGAUAAAGUAAAGAGAAGCCAACAAGCCCUUGUUGAAACAACAGGGUAACGUG